This is a messenger RNA of Penicillium longicatenatum, 372 nucleotides long. RefSeq lists its product as uncharacterized. The record is from RefSeq and is a predicted model, not a curated record. The transcript has a single exon. The coding region runs from base 1 to 372 and encodes 123 amino acids. NCBI's taxonomy places the organism in Eukaryota, Fungi, Ascomycota, Eurotiomycetes, Eurotiales, Aspergillaceae.
AUGAACCUUCUAUUCCCUCAAGUUGCCCACACUCCCUCUGGCAAGAACCUAGCUCUCCCCGAAGAGCCUGAACUCUGGACCACCGCACUCAAGGACCACAUUAAAGAAAAAUUCCACAACCGAUCCAGUGCUUCCUCAAUCAAGAGCUCUACCAAGACAAUGGCUGAUAAUGCCUCCACACAUUCUACCGUUUCCACUGCAACAACUCUCAAGGGAAAUGCGGACGGCAACAAGAAGAAGUGGUACUCUCUGAGCUCCAAAUCCAGCAAAGACUUCCCAUCGGAGCCCAAGUACAUCAAAGACUCUGAUCGGGAGGCCGCCCGCAAGGCCGUACACAAUGAAGCCGUUGCCAGCUACUUCAGCAUGCGCUAA